AUGAUGAUCGAACAACACGUUGAUGGACUCUUGCGCCACAUAGGCCUUCGAGUCGACCACGACUUGACUCCAGUCUCGGCAUUGCUCAUCGCUCUGGCCAUCAUUGGCUCUCUCAGCGUCGGUACGUUUGUUCUUCGUCUUGUCCAGCUCUUUGCCGACGUCUACGUGCUUCCUGGCAAAUCGGUCUCCAAGUUCGGUGCCAACAAGAGCGACUUCUCCAAAGCCAGCUGGGCCGUUGUCACCGGUGCCACUGACGGUAUUGGCCGCGAGUUUUCGCUUCAACUCGCCAAAAAAGGCUUCAACAUCCUCCUCGUCUCCCGUAGCCCCGAGAAGCUCGGUGCGGUAGCCGCCGAGAUCGAAGUCGCCAGCCCCGGCGUCAAGACGAAAACCCAGGCGAUCGACUUUGCCCUUGGCGACGAACGUCAAUACGAAGGUCUCCAACACACCCUCAAGGACCUCAACAUCGGUGUACUCGUCAACAAUGUCGGCAAAUCGCACAACAUGCCUGUCAACUUUGCCGAAACCGCCGAAGAGGAGAUGGAGGACAUUAUCGAGAUCAACGUUCUCUCCAUCCUGCGUGUUUCCCGCAUGAUCAUCCCCGCCAUGGUUCAGCGCAAACGCGGUCUCGUCUUAAACCUCGGCUCAUUUGCUGGUCAGGUGACCACUCCUAUGCUUGCUACCUAUGCUGGUUCAAAGGCUUUCUUGGCCGCAUGGUCACAGGCUCUUGGUGAAGAGUUGAGGAGAAGCAACAUUACCGUUAGCUUGCUCAACACUUACUUUGUCGUUUCCAACAUGUCCAAGGUUCGCAAGUCGAGCGCUAUGAUUCCCACGCCCAGGCAGUACGUGAGCCAGGUUCUCAAGACGAUUGGUAGGAACGGAGGCGCUGUGGGAAGACCUUAUACUUCGACCCCUUGGCCUAUGCAUGCUAUUGUUGAUUGGGCGACGGCGUUUAUUCUUCCUCGUGCCUGGCUUCUUAGCUACACUUACCACCAGCAAGCUGCUAUCCGCAAGCGUGCUAUCCGUAAAGCUGAAAAGGCUAUCAAGUCUUCUUGA
Molecule: messenger RNA, 1053 nt
Organism: Ustilago hordei
Lineage: Eukaryota; Fungi; Basidiomycota; Ustilaginomycetes; Ustilaginales; Ustilaginaceae
Exons: 3
Coding region: 1-1053 (350 amino acids)
Biological process (GO): fatty acid elongation
Cellular component (GO): endoplasmic reticulum
Molecular function (GO): ketoreductase activity
Source: RefSeq, a predicted model, not a curated record